UUUCAGAAAACAAGAGCGUCCUUUGAUUGGUUUUGGAUUUUGUUGUGUUCCUCUCAAAAUGACAAAAUUAUGGACUCUUCUCUCUGCUCUUCAUUCCCUCGCUGGACCCGUGGUGAUGUUGCUUUACCCGUUAUAUGCGUCGGUGAUAGCAAUAGAGAGCCCAUCAAAAGUAGAUGAUGAGCAAUGGCUUGCUUAUUGGAUUCUCUACUCUUUCCUUACUCUAUCAGAACUCAUCCUUCAAUCUCUCCUAGAGUGGAUACCGAUAUGGUACACGGCUAAGCUAGUGUUUGUGGCAUGGUUGGUGCUGCCGCAAUUUAGAGGGGCUGCUUUCAUAUACAACAGGAUCGUGAGGGAACAGUUCAAGAAGUAUGGCAUCCUCAAACCUAAGGUAGAGCAUCAGGCUGAGUCUUGGCUUUGCAAAAAGGGAAGCAGUGGUGAGCGAGAAGGCUUCUCCGGCAGCGGUGGUGUGUCGAUUCAAGAGAAGGCUUUAGACCUAGUCGAGUUCACUGGAUCGGUGACUCAGGCGAUUCCUGGUCCUCGAGUUGGAAGUAGCAAAUUGCCGUGGAUGCUCGCCGUUCCGUUACCUUACGCCGGCGUCACUUUCGUCACUGCUUUCGUUAAAACCGUUCAGAAGUUCUCUUCUCCUAAAGCUCAACGCAAGAAACUGGUGAAUCAGAAUGCUAUGCUUUGCAGAUCUAUAGAUGAGCUAUUACGGAAAGAUGGAACAGUGCAUAGCGCUGAGCUUAAGGCACUUGAACAAAAGACAGAGUUUAACAUUACAAGGCUGUUGCACUGUAGAGUUCUUGAUUUGCUUGGUGCUGACAAUCUUAGGAUACAUCCCAGAGAUAAAUUAUGCACUAUACGUGAUCGUGUUUCAAAACCGUGAAGGCUCUCACGAACUCGGAGCACCACUCAACUAACCUUUGAAACUGUUUUACUUAUCCUUUAUGUUCCAAAUAAGUUGCUUUGCAAUUUUCCGAAUCAUCCAAAAUUCUCUGUUUUUUUGGUUAACCAUCAUUAAAAGGUUAAUGAAACAUUGGCCUAGAU
This is a messenger RNA of Arabidopsis arenosa, 1047 nucleotides long. Lineage: Eukaryota; Viridiplantae; Streptophyta; Magnoliopsida; Brassicales; Brassicaceae. The record is from the annotation of a GenBank genome assembly.